Procambarus clarkii (red swamp crayfish) is the source of this 1749-nucleotide messenger RNA. RefSeq names its product GATOR2 complex protein WDR24-like. The record is from RefSeq and is a predicted model, not a curated record. NCBI's taxonomy places the organism in Eukaryota, Metazoa, Arthropoda, Malacostraca, Decapoda, Cambaridae.
AUGACUGAAGAUAGCAAGAACAUGACUGAAGAUAGCAAGAACAUGACUGAAGAUAGCAAGAACAACAUGACUGAAGAUAGCAAGAACAUGACUGAAGAUAGCAAGAACAACAUGACUGAAGAUAGCAAGAACAUGACUGAAGAUAGCAAGAACAUGACUGAAGAUAGCAAGAACAACAUGACUGAAGAUAGCAAGAACAUGACUGAAGAUAGCAAGAACAACAUGACUGAAGAUAGCAAGAACAUGACUGAAGAUAGCAAGGACAACAUGACUGAAGAUAGCAAGGACAACAUGACUGAAGAUAGCAAGGACAACAUGACUGAAGAUAGCAAGAACAACAUGACUGAAGAUAGCAAGAACAACAUGACUGAAGAUAGCAAGAACAACAUGACUGAAGAUAGCAAGGACGACAUGACUGAAGAUAGCAAGAACAACAUGACUGAAGAUAGCAAGGACAACAUGACUGAAGAUAGCAAGAACAACAUGACUGAAGAUAGCAAGGACAACAUGACUGAAGAUAGCAAGAACAACAUGACAGAAGAUAGCAAAAACAACAUGACUGAAGAUAGCAAGGACAACAUGACUGAAGAUAGCAAGGACAACAUGACUGAUGAUAGCAAGAAACACAUGACUGAAAAUAGCAAGAACAAUAUGACUGAAGAUAGCAAGAACCACAUGACUGAAGAUAGCAAGAACAACAUGACUAAAGAUAUCAAGAACAACAUGGCUGAAGAUAGCAAGAAACACAUGACUGAAGAUAGCAAGAACAACAUGACUGAAGAUAGCAAGGACAACAUGACUGAAGAUAGCAAGGACAACAUGGCUGAAGAUAGCAAGAACAACAUGACUGAAGAUAGCACGAACAUGACUGAAGAUAGCAAGAACAACAUGACUGAAGAUAGCAAGAACAUGACUGAAGAUAGCAAGAACAACAUGACUAAAGAUAGCAAGAACAACAUGACUGAAGAUAGCAAGGACAACAUGACUGAAGAUAGCAAGGACAACAUGACUGAAGAUAGCAAGAACAUGACUGAAGAUAGCAAGGACAACAUGACUGAAGAUAGCAAGAACAACAUGACUGAAGAUAGCAAGAACAACAUGACUGAAGAUAGCAAGGAUAACAUGACUGAAGAUAGCAAAAACAUGACUGAAGAUAGCAAGGACAACAUGACUGAAGAUAGCAAGAACAACAUGACUGAAGAUAACAAGGACAACAUGACUGAAGAUAGCAAGAACAACAUGACUGAAGAUAGCAAGGACAACAUGACUGAAGAUAGCAAGAACAACAUGACUGAAGAUAGCAAGGACAACAUGACUGAAGAUAGCAAGAACAUGACUGAAGAUAGCAAGAACAACAUGACUAAAGAUAGCAAGAACAACAUGACUGAAGAUAGCAAGGACAACAUGACUGAAGAUAGCAAGGACAACAUGACUGAAGAUAGCAAGAACAUGACUGAAGAUAGCAAGGACAACAUGACUGAAGAUAUCAAGAACAACAUGGCUGAAGAUAGCAAGGACAACAUGACUGAAGAUAUCAAGAACAACAUGACUGAAGAUAGCAAGAACAACAUGACUGAAGAUAGCAAGGACAACAUGACUGAAGAUAGCAAGAACAACAUGACUGAAGAUAGCAAGAACAACAUGACUGAAGAUAGCAAGAACAACAUGACUGAAGAUAGCAAGAACAACAUGACUGAAGAUAGCAAGAACAACAUGACUGAAGAUAGCAAGAACAACAUGGCUCAAUAA